UCCGGGAAUGUCACGUGAUGUUAGACAGCUCUCUGCUUUCUCCAACAUAUAAAAUUGAAGAAAUUAGAGUAAAAAUGCGUUGUUUGUUUUUUUACUUCUUACUUUUCGGAUUAGAGAUAAGUCUGUUUUCAUCUUUCAUGGAAAAUUAUAAUUGCACCAGAUGUGGUAACUUAGAAUUUUCCAAGUAUGUAUUUGGUGGAAGAGUGGGUCACGUGGUCACGCGCGGCGAUGGUUCCUCAGUAAAGAUGGCGGCUGCUGGCUAGAAAUUGACGAAUAAAAGCAGCAGCACAUUAAAACACACUGUAUAGACUGGAGGAAAGUUGUAGCGAAACAGAUGUGAAAUCUCUCUUCAGUAAAGAAGGAAAGUUUGCCAACUCUUAUAAAGACCAUUGCUACAUUGUUUGACUUGAAGAUUUCUGCCAGAUUUGUUUUUACUACCUCUGGAUUAUACUGGGUUGUAAAACCUGCCAUCAAAGGGUAGCCCAAUCCUAGUUUUACGUGCAGCAAACAGUUAUAUGCGUUUUCUGUGCUCUGGGCUAGUGUAUUGGAAGAUACCUGCGUAUUGUACAAGAACCACAGAAGGUGGGUCUUGGGCCUGAAUGCUUCUAUACCUAAACAUCUUUAAGUUACAGUGGAAUUCCUUCCUCAAUCUGGUUAUUUGUUGAAUUUCACUGGCAUCCAAAUAACUCUUUAUAGGUGUUUAAAGAUCUGUUUUUGUUGGUACAGGCACUCUUCAAAAAUAUGGCUGCAGUAAUACUGGAGUGUUAACACAAAAAGGACCUUUUUAUUUGAAUUUCUGACAGGACCAGUCUUUACUAUUGGGCAUCUUGAAAGCCUUUGCCUUACCAAAGGCAUUGAGUGUAAAGUAAAUUUCACUAAGGCCAUCUAAAGCAAGAUUAUGGAACCAGGUCAAGAUCUGUUACUUGCUGCUUUGAGUGAAAGUGGUAUAAGUCCAAAUGACCUCUUUGGUGGUGACUUGUUGGAUACUAGUCUUGUGCACUCAUCAGCAGACACUCAUCAGUCUGUACCACUCAUUUCAUUGGAACAUGGACUUGGAAUUGAAUCACCAGUUAAUUUUAAACCAGGAACUGAUACUGCAACCCCUCCUUCGGUAGUAAACGUUCGGUCUGCACCGUCUGCCACAACAUUUGUAUUGAAUCAGAUAAAUCAACUGCCCACAUUGGGAGCUGCUAUAGUAAUGACAAAGACUCCUUCUGGCACAACUUCAAGACCAUCUGUCACUGUAGCAAAGAUUAUUAAACCCAGCACAAUUACACGACCGUCUACUACUGCUUCAUUAGUGUCUUCUGCAAUAGCCACAUCACAGAGUAAAGACCAGAUUCAACUUAAAGACUUGCUAAAAACUAGCAGUCUUAAUGCAUUAAUGAAACUCAAGCCUCCUGCUAAUAUAGUUCAGCCAGUAGCUACAGCAGCCAAAUUUUUUGUAGUUUCUCCAAAGGUUAUUAACACUACUAAACCAGCGGAGCUAAGCAAUGGAACUUUGAAGAAGGAUGUUUCCAGUAAAGAAAUGCCUCGUAUAUGGGUUAGUGAUGACUUAAAGAUGAGAAGUUUUUCUCCCAGUCUUUAAGAGUUGGUCUACGUCAUCCUGAUCCAGUGGUAGAAACUAGCUCCUUGUCCAGUGUCACACCCCCAAAUAUCUGGUAUAAACACACACUGCCUGAAGAAACCAUUGAUAAUGUGUGGCUUUCAGCUCUGCAGCUAGAGGCCAUCAUUUAUGCUGCUCAGCAACAUGAAACAUUCCUACCUAAUGGAGACAGAGCUGGAUUUUUGAUAGGUGAUGGUGCAGGUGUGGGAAAAGGAAGGACCAUAGCUGGCAUUAUUUAUGAAAAUUAUCUGCUUGGCAGGAAAAGGGCAUUAUGGUUUAGUGUGUCAAAUGAUUUGAAAUAUGACGCCGAAAGAGAUUUGAGAGAUAUUGGUGCAAAAAAUAUUCUAGUCCAUUCUUUAAACAAGUUUAAGUACGGAAAAAUAUCUUCAAAGCACAAUGGAAGUGUAAAGAAGGGUGUGAUAUUUGCAACCUAUUCUUCUCUGAUUGGUGAAAGCCAAUCAGGAGGUAAAUAUAAAACUCGGUUAAAGCAGCUUCUACACUGGUGUGGCAGUGACUUUGAUGGAGUUAUUGUAUUUGAUGAGUGUCAUAAAGCUAAAAACUUGUAUCCAGUUGGUUCUUCCAAGCCAACCAAAACUGGUUUAGCAGUACUGGAUCUGCAGAACAAGUUAUCAAAAGCUAGAGUUGUUUAUGCUAGUGCCACCGGUGCUUCUGAACCACGAAACAUGGCCUACAUGAAUCGCCUUGGGAUCUGGGGUGAAGGAACACCAUUCAGAGAGUUCAGUGAUUUCAUUCAAGCUGUAGAAAGACGGGGUGUUGGAGCCAUGGAGAUAGUUGCCAUGGAUAUGAAGCUACGAGGAAUGUAUAUAGCAAGACAGCUGAGUUUUGCAGGUGUGACCUUCAAAAUUGAAGAGGUUCCCCUUUCCCAGGACUAUAUUAAAAUGUAUAACAAAUCUGUAAAACUGUGGGUGGAUGCAAGAGAAAAAUUCCAACAAGCAGCUGAGCUCAUUGAUGCAGAACAGCGAAUGAAAAAAUCCAUGUGGGGUCAGUUUUGGUCAGCUCAUCAAAGAUUUUUCAAGUACCUCUGCAUUGCAUCUAAAGUCAAACGGGUUGUACAACUGGCUCGAGAAGAAAUAAAAAAUGGCAAGUGUGUGGUCAUUGGUCUUCAGUCUACUGGAGAGGCAAGAACCCUGGAAGCUUUGGAAGAGGGUGGUGGUGAACUUAAUGAUUUCGUGUCUACAGCAAAGGGAGUAUUUCAGUCGCUCAUUGAAAAGCAUUUCCCAGCUCCUGACAGGAAGAAACUUUUCAGCUUACUUGGUAUAGAUUUGUCUGCUCACAGCAGUCCUGCAUCUCCCAUGGAAAGUCCGUGCACCGACAGCAAAGGAAAAAAACGGAAAGGUGAAGAAGAUUUGAGGGAAUCAAAGAAACCUCGCAAGUCAGGAGGCCUUGCUGGUAGCAGCUCUGAAUGUGAGAGCGGGUCCGUUUCAUCUUCAGAAGUAGAAAGUGAUAAUGAAAGCUCCAAAUCUGCCAGUUUUGGUGAAGAUGAUGAUUUUAAUCCAUUUAAAGAUGAAUCCAGUGAGGAUGAUGAAGAUGAUCCAUGGCUAAUAAGAAAAGACCACAAGAAAACCAAAGACAAGAAGAAAAAGAAGAAGAGUAUUGAUCCAGAUUCUAUUCAUAGUGCCUUACUAGCAUCUGGUCUUGGAUCAAAACGACCUGCUUUUUCAACAUGCGGUGUGGCGAACAGUUCCAGUAAUAGUACAGCUUCAUCCUUGGCUAACAGUAAUGUGUGUGUAACUAGUCAAGAUGCAGUAGAAAGGGCACAGCAAAUGAAGAAGGAACUGCUGGACAAACUGGAAAAGCUAUCAGAAGAUCUGCCACCCAAUACACUGGAUGAACUUAUAGAUGAACUUGGUGGGACAGAAAACGUAGCAGAGAUGACUGGUCGAAAAGGAAGAGUCGUAAGCAAUGAUGAUGGAAGCAUAUCUUAUGAAUCCAGAUCAGAACUUGAUGUUCCUGUUGAAAUUCUUAACAUUACAGAAAAGCAAAGGUUUAUGGAUGGAGAGAAGAACAUUGCAAUCAUCUCUGAGGCAGCUAGUUCAGGCAUCUCAUUACAAGCAGAUCGCAGAGCUAAGAACCAGAGAAGAAGAGUACAUAUGACACUAGAAUUACCAUGGAGUGCUGAUCGAGCAAUCCAGCAGUUUGGAAGAACACAUCGGUCCAAUCAAGUAACCGCUCCUGAAUAUGUUUUCUUAAUAUCUGAAUUGGCCGGUGAACAGAGAUUUGCAUCAAUAGUUGCAAAAAGGCUGGAGAGUUUGGGUGCCCUUACUCAUGGUGACAGGCGAGCAACUGAAACAAGAGACUUGAGCAGAUUUAACUUUGACAAUAAGUAUGGCAGAAAUGCGCUGGAAAUAGUGAUGAAGUCUAUUGUGAAUUUGGAUACACCACUGGUGUCUGCUCCCCCUGACUAUCCUGGGGAUUUCUUUAAGGAUGUUCGAAAUGGACUAAUUGGAAUUGGGUUAAUAAAUGUAGAAGAUCGCUCAGGAAUUCUUACAUUAGAUAAAGAUUAUAAUAAUAUUGGAAAAUUUCUGAAUCGAAUUCUGGGUAUGGAAGUACACCAGCAGAAUGCCUUGUUUCAGUAUUUUUCUGACACUUUGAAUGCUGUUAUUCAGAAUGCAAAAAAGAAUGGAAAAUAUGACAUGGGUAUUUUAGAUCUGGGAUCUGGCGAUGAAAAAGUAAAAAAAAAUGACGUGAAAAAAUUCUUGACUCCAGGAUAUUCUACCUCGGGACAUGUAGAAUUGUAUACUGUAAGCGUAGAAAGAGGUACGUCUUGGGAGGAUGCAGUAAAAAUUUGGGCUGAUCUAAGUGGACCAGAUGAUGGUUUUUAUUUGUCACUACAGAUAAGAAAUAACAAAAAAACUGCUAUCCUUGUUAAAGAAGUCAACAGCAAAAAACGGCUUUUCUUGGUAUACAGACCAAACACUGGGAAGCAACUCAAGUUGGAGACGUACAUCGAACUAAGAAAGAAGUACAAAAAGGUGUUAUCUGAUGAUGCUAUGCCUCAUUGGGUGGAUCAAUACAAGUCAUCGGCUGAAACGUGCACUCAUGCAUAUUGGAGAGGCAACUGCAAAAAAGCAGGUGUGGGAUUACCCUGUGAAAUUGGACUGCGUUGUCGCAUGUAUCAUGUUCUUUGUGGCUCCGUGCUAAGUGUGUGGACCAAAGUUGAAGGUGUUCUAGCGUCUGUUAGUGGAACAAAUGUAAAAAUGCAAAUUGUUCGUUUAAGAACUGAAGAUGGACAAAGAAUUGUAGGUCUCAUCAUUCCUGCAAGCUGUGCAUCACCACUGGUAAACCUUCUUUCGUCUUCAGACCAGUCUCAGCAGAUAGCAGUGCAACAGCAACAAAUGUGGCAACAACUUCAUCCACAGAGUAUUAGUCAUUUCAUCAAUGCUACAGAGUGAGGAAAAGCAGAGAAUUUUGCUGUGGAUUACUUGACAGUGCCAGAUAUAGUCAUGACUUGCAUAAUUUCAGGGACAGAUUCCAAAGAUAUUCCAUAAUGUGCAUUUCAAAAGGAGUGCUCACUUUGAUAUUGCCAUUUAAGAAAUAGAAAACUGUGGGGAACCAUCCAUUGCUUAAAGUGAAGUUUUGUUUUGAGCUUUGUGUAGCACUUCCUUUGUGCCUACUGAUUGGCCUUUCUUGUCCCAUGAGCUGCGACUGCAAGUAAUAACAUCAUGUUCUGAAGUGUUUGAAUACUCUUGGCAGUGCUCUACUCUUUGUUCAGUGAUGCUCAGGGUCUUAUUGACUGCAGCAUUUGUAAUACUGCAGUGGAGAUAUUGAAUGCAUGUAUCAUGCACAUGUUAUUUUUUCAUCUGGAAAACUACUUGCAGUUUGAAAGCAUGGUUUCUGCAAGGUCAUACUUCAAGCAUUCAUAUUUUUUCUCACUUUAUUUAAACACUUAACAUCUGAAAACCAUGCAUGGGCAGGACACAGUGUUCGGUAGUGGAAACUGGAAAGAAGAUGAUGAAAAUGUGUUUUCUGCAUUUUUGUAAGAUUUAUACACAGGAGUCAGUUUGAUUCAACUUGAAGUUGCAGUACAUACUGUUAAGUUUCUGAUUCUUAAGUAUGUAGGUCUCAUCAGAAUUGUGUUCCUGAUCUGCUGCAGCUGUGACCAGAAAGCCAAGCUGCCAUUCCCAAAAUGGUGACCAUAAUUGUGUGGCUGUCAGAGCCGAAGAAUGCAUCUUGAGAUCAGUAUGCCAUGUAAACCUGUCAUGUUUGGUUGUGUAGGACAUCACUUCCGAGUUUGCUGCAGUCACUUUAAGGUGAAACAGUACAAAAUGUCAGAGAUGAGGGCAAAAACAUGAGACUUAUCGAAUGCUUUUUUAGUGUCUGCAUUAAUGCUGAUUACUGUUAAAGCUGUAAGAUCAUAGAGAAGUUUAUCUUGAGAUGUUUAAAGUUGUAAUGUACAAAUGUGUAUAGUCAGUAUAAUACUUUUUGUUUUGCGUAUUGAUGUUUAUAAAACAGUGCAGGACUGUGUUAAUGCUUGCACAGGUUGUACUACUGAGGCUGUGUAUAUUAAAAUUAAACCUGGCAAGAGGAAAAGUGCAAAAAGCACUCGAGGUAAUCUUGUACAUGAAAAAUAAAGUUAUUAUGGUAA
This is a messenger RNA of Protopterus annectens (West African lungfish), 6212 nucleotides long. RefSeq names its product strawberry notch homolog 1 (gene SBNO1). The record is from RefSeq and is a predicted model, not a curated record. Gene Ontology annotation, cellular component: nucleus. Gene Ontology annotation, biological process: regulation of DNA-templated transcription. Gene Ontology annotation, molecular function: chromatin DNA binding; histone binding. Lineage: Eukaryota; Metazoa; Chordata; Ceratodontiformes; Protopteridae.